CCUCCCUCCAUCUGUCUGUCUGUCUGAGGAGAGACUGGUACAUCCACCUCCCUCCCUCCAUCUGUCUGUCUGUCUACAGCCUUCUCAGUCACUGCAGACAGUAGCUCAGUUUCCAUUGCUGUGAUUUCAGUCCAUACCGCACCAGUCUCACUAAGCACAGUCCUGUUCCAGGGGUCGAGGCAACAGUGAGGACAGGCUGCAGUGCAGUGAAAGAGCAAUUCUCUUCAGGAAUUCUGAAGAAAUACAUGGAAAAAUUGAACAUUUCAAAAUAAAGAAAUAGACACAAGCAAAUUAAAGGUUGUCUGCGUUAUUACAUGAACAGGACCGCUUCCGACUCUGAAUUUUAUUUGAGAAACGGUGUCAGUAAUAAUAAAGUAUUUCAAUGAGUCCUGUAUUUCUGUGUGUGAGCUGUUUGAUUUGUUUCUGAUCAGGGGUUCCCUGUUGGAAACGUUAUGAACCACGUUCUGCAAGCUGUAAUCCUGAUUCAAACCAUUCCCUGAUUCACUGCAUCUUUAAACCACUCCCUGAUUCACUGCAUCUUUAAACCACUCCCUGAUUCACUGCAUCUUUAAACCACUCCCUGAUUCAGGCUAUUGCACAGCAAUAAAUCGCGCGUCCAGUCUCAGCAGCGCCUGUGUGUGUAUUAGCGUCAGAGAGAUGACGUCUCCGAGUGCCAGAAAGCAGUCAAGCAGGGGUGGGCGUGUUUACAGCGCGCAGUUUGGGAAAUACGAUUGGUUCACCUUCAAUGUGUGGAUCCUGAUUUGUCAACAGUCCGUGCGGAGGCGGGUCUAGGUAGAAACAGUUCCUUGUUUAGGGAAGAAAGAUAAAUAAAUCGAGAUGCUGCUGUUUUGAAUGGGAGAGUUUAUUGCGUUUAUAUUUUCCUGUUUGUAGACUUGCCAGUGCGAUUUUGUUAAAGGGGCUCGGUUCUGGAAUUGAAGACCCGCAGCUGACCUUCAGCUAGAGACGUAAGGAUUUGUUUAAAGUCUAUUGUACCAAGUGAAGAUGAAGCGAGCUCUCGAGUAACGGUUUGCAUCGUGCACAGCGCAGCAUUGGCUCAGUUUACUGAUCAGCAAACUGACACCACAGGGAUGUAUUAUACACAAAUACAGUGAAACAGCUUACGGCUUACUCGUUGAAUAAUUCUCAUGAUGUGUUUUAAUAAUUAACAUUGCGUUUAACUUCGUGGACCGUGGCUAGGUUAUUAUUGUAUUGCAUUGGCUGCGUUUGCCUGAAGCCGCUACUGUGAGUUUGCAUGAACAGCCAAACACAGACUCGGGCUGCAGCGCAUUCUGAACAGCGAGGAAGGGCUUCUUCUGAUCGGUCGCUGUCAUAUAUGCAACGUUAGGAAUUGAAAGAGAAGCUGACGCCGCUACAGCCUGCUGUGAUCGCUCAGUGUCGAGGGGGCUGAUACAUGUGUGCAUUUGAAAAUUAAAAGCCGUGUUCUUUGCUUCAGGACAGAGCUGCAGAUUAACCUGCUUUUCUGAUGGAAUGGAAGGAUUUCAGAUGGAAUGUGCCCACAUCAAACAGGAGGCUCCAGAGCUGGACUCUGACAGCAUUGCACAGCAUGUCUCUGAACUGGGGACCGUGCACAUCAUAGAGGAGAGUCCUGACUGGGAAUCUGUCCACAUUCAAACAGAAAGGGCCACCAUGACAUCAUCCUAUCCCUGUCCCCACUGUGAAGUGUCUUUCACUGGACAGUCGUACCUUCAGGGACACAUAAAGAACAAACACAGGGAACAAUACCUGGAGACACUGAGAGCGGGAUCACUGAAAAGCAAACCAUUCCAGUCCAGACGCCUGACUGCAUUAAACUUACUGAGCACAGCAGUGGAGGAGCCUGCGUGUGCCAGCAACUCUGAAACCGUGGCUGAGCGGCAAGCAAACUGCCACCACUGCACUGACUGUGGGAAGAGCUCUAGUGGGCUCGCCCGCAUGAAGAGACACCGUGGAAUUCACGUGGGACAGCCCCCGUAUCACUGCUCUGAAUGUCUGAAGAGUUUCAGGGAUUCUGAAAAACUGGAAACUCACCAGAGGACUCACACAGGAGAGACUCCGCAUCACUGCCCUGACUGUGGGAAGAGCUCUAGUGGGCUCGCCCGCAUGAAGAGACACCGUGGAAUUCACGUGGGACAGCCCCCGUAUCACUGCUCUGAAUGUCUGAAGAGUUUCAGGGAUUCUGAAAAACUGGAAACUCACCAGAGGACUCACACAGGAGAGACUCCGCAUCACUGCCCUGACUGUGGGAAGAGCUUCACUCAGUUAGGAAAUCUUAAAAUCCACCAGCGAAUCCACACAGGGGAAAGCCCCUACAGCUGUGCUGAGUGCAAGAAAAGCUUCAAGUACUUGGAGUCCCUGAAACAGCACCAGCGAAUCCACACAGGAGAGACUCCGUAUCACUGCAGUGAAUGUGAGAGGAGCUUCAGUGUGCUGGGAAACCUGAAGAAACACCAGCGAAUCCACACAGGAGAGACUCCGUAUCAGUGCAGUGUCUGUGGAAAGAGUUUCAAUCAGGUACAGAACCUGAAGAAACACCAGCAGAUGCACAGCGGAGAAACGCCGUUCGUCUGUACUGACUGUGGAAAGAGCUUCAAUCAGCUGGGGAACCUGAGAGCUCACCAGCGCAUUCAUACAGGGGAGACCCCGUAUAUAUGCGGGGAGUGUGGGAAGAGUUUCAGACAGUCAGGAAACCUCAAAACACACCAGAGAACUCACACAGGAGAAUCUCCGUACGUGUGUGUAGAAUGUGGGAAGGGUUUCAAAGACUCUGGGAAACUGAGAAGACACCAGCUGGUUCACUCAGGAGAGACUCCCUAUCACUGUGUGGAGUGUGGGAAGAGCUUCAACCAGCUCGGAAAUCUUAAAGCACACCAGCGAGUUCACAAGCGACACACUGCCAAGUAUCCAUGCUGAAUGCAGCUCUGAAAUCUUAAAGCACACCAGCGAGUUCACAAGCGACACACUGCCCUCUAUCUUGCUGAAUACAGGCCUUGUCAAUGGACAGGCUGUUGAAAGAUUUUGCACCUUGAUUAAAAACUCAUUUGUAUGUGUGGUUUGAAAUAGACGCCCAGGUUCACGUGUACAAUAGUGUGCGUGUGUAUAGAAAAGUACAAAGUGACCCAUGAAGCAAUGUCCUGACACUCAGCUGUUUUAAACAGACACGCUCAGCUCACUAAAACAAGGUUUAAAAGCAGCAGAUUGAAGAAAGAAUUCAUAGAGGCAACAAAUAAGCAUUCCCAUGACUGUCAGUCCAGCUGAUAUUGGACUGGUCUUGAGAAGGAAACACUGUGCUUGCAUCCAGUGUACAGAAGACUGCAGUGGGUUUGUUAAAGCUGUUUAAUGUGCGAGUAUUGUGUCUGUUCCAGGCACAGCGUAGUAGACUUUAAUAAAUGGUGUUGCUGGACAGUAUGGUAUGCGAUAAUGUGCGCAUCACGAUGCCUGUGGAGUUUCACGCACAUUAAUGAAACGUGCUGCCGCUUGUCCGUUUCGUUCUAUUGUAACCUGACGUGCAUGUCAUGUGUUGCUUUAUUCCUGGAGGUCUGAUGAAGUCAGCUCUGUCGUCAUCUGAACGGCCUUUUGCUUCACUCCGCUGCUGUAAUCUGAUCACGCACUUUUACGCGCAAGACGGCGACACGCAUUCAAUAGAGUUGCUGCUGUCAGAAAUAGAAGAUUAAGUGUUAAAACGGCUUGCCACGCCUAAACCAUGGUGAGAGAUACGAUUGUGCAUACAGGAGCAGGCGACGUCAGGCAACCCGCAGCCGAACGCAGCCACUGCAACGUCAGCAACCAGAACGCCUGCAGCGACGGGCAGUUUGGCUGUCUAAUCAGGGCACGCCAGAAGCCCAAGCUGUGACCAGUGAAAGACUGGAAGAGGAGGGUGUUAGUGGAGGGUUUCCUGUUGCAUUGUUCCAGAGCGAGUGCUGGUCCUGUGUGGAAACCUGCCUUUAAACCCUGGUAAGACGAGGCUCUGAAGAUGAAAUCUGCCCACAUUAAAGAGGAGAUCUUUGCCCGGGAAUGUGCUAUGCCUCCAGAAACGAGGACACGACGGCCAUGGCUUGAAACUGAAGACACAGACCCGAA
Messenger RNA from Polyodon spathula (Mississippi paddlefish), 4077 nucleotides. RefSeq names its product zinc finger protein 501-like. Bases 1489 to 2910 code for a protein of 473 amino acids. The record is from RefSeq and is a predicted model, not a curated record. Lineage: Eukaryota; Metazoa; Chordata; Actinopteri; Acipenseriformes; Polyodontidae. The transcript has 3 exons.